Messenger RNA from Bactrocera oleae (olive fruit fly), 2073 nucleotides. RefSeq lists its product as uncharacterized. The record is from RefSeq and is a predicted model, not a curated record. Lineage: Eukaryota; Metazoa; Arthropoda; Insecta; Diptera; Tephritidae.
GUUUAUCACUUUUCUGAUAGGGGUAGUUUAUUCAAAGUAUUCGGCUGUGUACUUCCGUUUAGGCUAGACGCAUUUUAAUACAACUGGUGGUUUUAAAUAAAUUUGCAAUUUUCUAAAUUAACAUUUUUUUUAAUGGGGAAAAUUUUGUGUUUGGGUUAUGAAGUAUCAAGGGUGCUUUUAGGAUGGUUAGGUGCAAUACUUUCCAUCAUCGGGAUUUUGAUGCUUUAUUUCUGUCUGGAAAAUCCGGAUGUGGUGACCAAGUGGUUGAUAUCCUUAGCAGAUGACCAAUCCAAGAUUGACUACAAUGAAAUGCGCAGGGAUGUGGUUUGGUCAUGCGUGCUGUAUAUUGUCUUAAGUUUUAUAAAUUUAAUAACAUCCAUUUGUUUGAUAUUGGGCAUCAAUAGGUAUUGUAUACCGUCCUUGAGAUAUCCAUUCAUACGUUUAAUAAAGAAACAGGAGAAAGUUGUGAAAAAUAAAAGCUGCAAAGCUUUGCCAACCGGAAGUGACCGUCCAACACAAACAUUUAAUGUGUAAUAUAUCACACAUGAAACAUACAUACAUAUGCACACCAACAGAUGUGCAUAGGUAUGACGAGUAUCCAUCUCCGGAGCACAUGUCUACAAACUAAACUAAAUUAAAUCAAUUAAACUUAUACUUAAAUUUACAAAAAAUCACUUAUAUACAUACAUAUAUAGGAAAAUAAACUAACACAAUCAUUUUCAUAUCAAUCAUACAUGCAUACAUACAAACAAACAAAUACAAAUGUAAUAUUUACAUGUACUUUUCAUAAAAAACAAUUAAAUGUAACCAAAAAAAAAACAGAAACGAAUGAAUCUAUUUCAACACACGAUCAUACAGUUAUGUAUGCACAUAUAUUUUAUAUAUGAAAUGCAUUCGAUUUGAUAGGCAUAUACUAGUGUGUACAUAUGUAUAUGCUUGAGUUCAGUAUUUGAUGUUGGCAACGCGAAAUGCAUUAUUUUAUAACGGCUAAUAAACUUUAAAUGGACGCAAGUUUUUAAGUGGGUAUGUAUUAUAAGUAUAUAGGCAUUUUCUUUUUAUUUAUUUUUAUAGAAAACUCUGCUUCCACAGUGCUCAUACUUCAUCAUUCAAUGCCAAAUCGAAUAUUCAAUCGCCGAAAAGAGUUUCUAACCUUAAAGCAGCCUUUUAAGAGGCGACUUAUAACCAGUCUGAUCCGUAUGACAGUUUAAAAGCAAUACAAUCCGAUCGAAUUUGACCCGGACUGACAAAACAAAACUACAUUUUCACGUAAUUUAAUCAAAUCUUUAUUAUUGCCUUCAAAAUAGACUCCUCAGCCAAUACAAGCAUGCCGUAGUCUCAUACAAUUUUCCAUAUACUUGUCACAACCCUGUGACUUUCAGUGGCUUUAGCGAAUUUCGACUUAUUUUUGGAGCGCCAUUCGCUUGAUUGUUUUUUCUAUCUAUUCGGCUUGCGCGCGUAGUUUAACUGGACCAGUCCGGGUCAAAUUUGAUCAAAUCGUAUUCUAGAAUUAAACAAAGAAAAAAAAUCGACCACAUAAACAAUACCAAAGAUUUUAAAUAAUUUGAAAUCUCCUUGAAUCUCUUUAACAAGCGUUUCUAUCUUAUUAUGAUAUUGCAAGUUAGUUUAAAUUUGUUUACACUAAUAGGAAUUCGAAUAUUUAUUUCUAUGUUAUUUCACAGCCAAGUCAACAUAAAUCGAAUAAAACACGAAAUAAAUAAAUCAAAAUAUGAUUAUCUCAUCCAGGGAAACACUCCACGGCAACUAAGUCGGUGAUCGCUAUACGAAUUUUAAAUAUCAAAGUUUAAUCAACCCCUUUCGUAGAUUUUAUUUAAAAAUUAAUCAAAAUUAAUUGAAUUUAUUCCAUUUUUAUAAGUUAAAUAAAGGAAUUCAUUUAAGUUAUUUAAAAAUUUAAAUGUAUUUUGUGAGCUUAACCAGAGAAGCUGGUUCAAACAGUAUAGCAUGAAAAUUUAACAAAGAGUUUGCUUAAAAUUUUGUGUUUCGAAUGGUAUCACGGCUACUAAAUCAUUGAACAUAUUGCAGAAUUUGGCGUCCACUUUUCGCGAACACAAGUAU